Molecule: messenger RNA, 780 nt
Organism: Aspergillus pseudotamarii
Lineage: Eukaryota; Fungi; Ascomycota; Eurotiomycetes; Eurotiales; Aspergillaceae
Exons: 3
Coding region: 1-780 (259 amino acids)
Source: RefSeq, a predicted model, not a curated record
AUGCUAGGGCCCAAUGCCACAGCCGACGAAGAAAAGACGUUGGGCCUUCUCUACCAGCAUAUCGAGGCCUUGCAACAGCCACUAACGACACAUAAAUAUACCGAAGCAUCGUAUCGUCGACUUUCCCACCACUCAUGGCGUCUGACAUCAUCAAAUAUGUUUAAUACUCUAAUUCCAGCGAUAGUUGCGCUAUGCCUAUCUGUGUCGAUUACAGGCGUAUUCGCUACGCAACCGGGGGUUGGAACUCCAGCUGCCACAAACGGGGGCAGGCAAACGAAACCUCUGAGCCAGUAUACACGAGACGUACACGACCAGUGUCAAAAUAUUCAGAUACUCCCGUUGAGAAACAUACAGAACAUUCCGCCAGCACCAGGCAGGCCUGAGGAUAGCUUUGCACUAGAACAUAGUGAAAUCAAUGUGACGGACAUCCAACCACAGCCACCUCCUCCAGCAAGGCUAGUGGCAAGCUGUGGACCCCCCAGUCGACGACGCCGGACGGAGCUACGUUUAGAUAACUGUCUGGGUUGGGAUGCAGCGGGUGAAAGACUUAUCGCACAACCGAAUGGAUACGGACUUCAACGAGGUGGCUGCUGGGGUUGUAAAUAUUUUCCAAUCUCCAGGGAGAAAUUCCGCGUCGUUUGUUUUUGUGACAAUGUGACCCAAGGUCUGAUGACGGUUAUCCCCGGGAUUGAUAGAAUGGCUGCUGGGAAGGCCUUCGCUGAAGAUGGCGUGUGGAGAUUGGUCAAUGGUCAACUUCAGUGCCAGAAUAGGGGAUCUUGA